GAUCAUCGUCGACACUCACAUCACUGAACUGAACUUAAGUCCUUAUUGACCAUUUUUGCUCAUGUAAAGCAGUGAAGGCAAGGAACGAGCAAUCUGUAUUAUUAUUUGAACCCCAAUUUUUCUGACGAAUUGUGAAGGUGCAAUGAGGGACUAUGAAGAGGUUACCUCAUUUUUGGGAACCUGGGGGCCGUUCCAGAAACUCGUUUACGUCCUCCUCAGCCUCAGCAGCAUUCCAAAUGGAUACGUUGGAAUGUCGAUGGUUUUCCUGGCGGACAUUCCCCCUCAUCACUGCAGAGUUCCAUCCCUGAACAGCAGCUAUGGAGGACUGGGCUACAAUCUGUCCAUCCCGACUGAGGAGCUGAAAGGGGAGACCAUCCUGAGUCGCUGCAGACGCUACACUGAACUGGAAGACUCUGGCUCUGUCUACAGCAACGACACAGAGGGAUGUGUGGAUGGCUUUGUGUUCAGCAAGAAGCAAUAUGUGUCCACUAUUGUCACUGAGUGGGAUCUGGUGUGUGAUGAUGCCUGGAAAGCCCCAUUCUCUGUGACGGUGUUCUUCUUUGGGGUGCUGACGGGGUCUUUCAUCUCAGGAAUCAUAUCUGACAGGUAUGGAAGGAAGAUCAUCUUCUUUGCCACCAUGGCAGUGCAGACGGUCUUCAGUGUGAUCCAGGCUGCCUCCACCAGCUGGGAGAUGUUCUCUGUCCUCUAUUUCCUAGUUGGAAUGGGACAGAUAGCCAACUACUGCUCAGCUUUUGUUCUGGGUUCUGAGCUCCUAAACAAGACCGUUCGCAUCAGCUUUUCGACUAUAGGUGUAAGCCUGUCAUAUGCCUUUGGCUACGUGGCUCUUCCCGUGGUGGCCUACUACAUCCGAGACUGGAGGACACUUCUACUGGCCUUGUCUGCCCCCGGGUUCCUUUACAUACCUUUGUGGUGGUAUAUUCCAGAGUCUCCUCGCUGGCUGCUUUCUCAGGGGCGGGUGGAAGAGGCGGAGGCCAUCAUUCGAGCAGCAGCCAAGAAGAAUGGCAUCACUCCCCCAGACGUCAUUUUCAAGCGAGAAGACAUCGAGAAGCUGAUGGGUGGGGAUGGUGAACCAAAACUCUAUUCAUGGACUGAUCUCCUAAAAACCUCAAAUAUAAGGAAUACUACUCUAGUUAACAUUACCAUUUGGAUAACAGUGGGUUUGACGUACUACGGCUUGUCCCUCAACACCCCAAACAUGGACGGGGACCCCUACCUGAACUGCCUGGUGUUUGCGGGCAGCGAAGUGUUGGGUUACUGCCUCAUGUGGGUAGCGGCCCGCUACGCUCCCCGGCGUAUCGUCCUGCCGCUCUGCCUCCUCACCUGCGGCGUUCUGCUGCUGAUCAUCAAAGUUGUUCCGGAAGAGCUCAAUGCCUUGACUGUCACACUGGCUAUGAUUGGGAAGACCACCACGGCAGGUGCCUACGGCUUCCUUUACUUCUACGGCACAGAGCUCUUUCCCACAGUGGUGCGCAACAUGGGCCUGGGUGUCUCCUCCAUGGCCUCUCGCAUUGGGAGCACGGUGUCCCCAUAUGUGGCCUACAUUGGAACGUAUAACAAGGUGCUGCCGUACCUCCUUAUGGGAUUCGUCAGCAUUUUUACAGGCGUGUUGAGCAUAACGCUGCCAGAGACCAGAGAUGAGGAGCUUCCUGAGUUUAUUCAUCAAGCCAAACCGCUUGUGUGGUUUUGCAGGAAAAAGAAACCAGUGAACGGGAAAAUCUACGAGGAAAAAGUAAAAACCGGGGCUGGAUUCGAGAGCGUAAAUGUCUAACAACGCAUUACAAUUUCCUUGAAAAGACUGGUGUCUCCUAUUGUACCUAAAACAUGUUGGUUCUGUUGACUGGAGUCAAUUUUGUCUUUGUUGACAAUAUUCAAGACCCUCCCCAAAGCAGCAAAAGGAGGACGUGUUCAACAUGUUUUUAUUUUUUCAGGUGUCGUUUUGGUGUCAGAUUUGUUCAGAAUCCAGAUUAUGUUCUCCACACAUUCUCAAAUGGUUGAUUUGUGGUGUCCAACAUGUUUUGUGCAUGUUGUAAAAGGGUGUUAAACACAACGUUGGGGAAAAACACGUUAAUGGACGGGCAGAUAUGGUGGGGGAAAGAAGGACUCGGUGUCAGUGUCAGUGAAACUGUAUUAGAAUGAAAAUAAAGAAAACCAAAGAUAAAGUGGCGUAACAAAUAUUUCGGGUCUAGCCCAUCAUCAGUGUUCCCAAAAAUUGGGGUAAGGUAAAAUGUGUUUUUUUUGCUCCACACAUAGAGUUUAGGUAGUCUGAAACUUAAAUUAAACCUUUUCAUGCAGCACCAUGGGCUUUGACAUUUCGUGAGCUGAGAAUUAUAAGGUUCUAUCUCCAUUUUUGGUAAAAUUGAGUUUUUUACAUAAUAUGACCCAUUACAUGCUUAUUAAUGCCUGUGUGGUGUUAUUUUUGUGAAAAAAGUAUUAUUUUACAUUGUUAUUAAUGAAAUAAAAACGUUCUAUCUCACAAAACAGCUGGGAUGUAAAAACUUUGAUGCUCAAUAUCUCAGAACUACCCUAAACGGAGAUAGAACCUUAUAAUUCUAAGCUCACGACUUUACUUUGGUCUACAGUCUAUGCUUUAUAAAGGCAUUUAUGAAACCAGUUACGUGAUAUCAAGGUAACAAUGCACAACCAAUGUGUAAUUUCAACCAAUUCAUUUUUGUUGCCCGUCUUGUGGCGUUUUGGACUGCUAAAUGGUGUAACAGCUCAAGGUGACCUGAUCAUUACCAUAUUCAUAAGCAGGCUUUCCAUGACAGAUGCAUGUAUGCAUGUGUGAUGUGGUACUUUCCCAGCACCAAACAGAAUGACAGACAUACAACAAUGACUAUAAAGACCAUGAAGGGAAAAAAACGAAGGGAAAAGAAAAUGACAAAAAAUAUCAUCAUGUAAACUUUCCUAAAUUGUCUUAUAUGUGGACACAAAGUAUUGUUUCCACAGAGAUUUGUUCACUGUUUGAUUAUCUAAGCAACACCACAAGUCAGAGCAGAUAUACUGGCAUUCUACAAGCAAGGACAGGCACAGACUUUGCUUUGGUCCAGACGAAAAUGUAAAGUAGGUGUGAAAAGAUACUGUAACAGUUGGCCCUGAAGGUAGUUUUGCAGCCUACAUAAGAUGUACUGUACAUACGCCCACCCCUCCAUUUUCCUAUAUGGAACUGUUUCUUCCAAUUCGCCAUCUUCUGUGAUAAUGAUAGUACUGUAUAGUCAGGCCUAUAAUCAAGUGUACAUUUAUGAGAAUUUACAUCCUAUAUAAUUAUAUCAGACUCCAGGGGGAUUCAGUGACUGUGCAUGUAAGUCCAUUUUUGUUCACUUGUUAAAGUCUUGUCUUCAAUGUAGACAUGCAUGUUAGACACUGGUAUUACUGGCAGGAGACAUUGUCUGGGUGAAAUGCACCAUGACUUCUAUUUCUAUAU
Molecule: messenger RNA, 3442 nt
Organism: Engraulis encrasicolus (European anchovy)
Lineage: Eukaryota; Metazoa; Chordata; Actinopteri; Clupeiformes; Engraulidae
Product: organic cation/carnitine transporter 2-like
Exons: 10
Coding region: 143-1789 (548 amino acids)
Biological process (GO): quaternary ammonium group transport; transmembrane transport
Cellular component (GO): membrane
Molecular function (GO): quaternary ammonium group transmembrane transporter activity
Source: RefSeq, a predicted model, not a curated record